CUGUGGCAACAAAUCUCUCGAAGCAAAUUUUCUAAAAUAACUGGAAAUUUCAUGAAAAAAAAUGUCUCGUUACAGCCGAUCUGAUCCCGAGAUGUUAGACUACGAUAAACCGAGUGUCUGUGCAAGUUUCAUGCAUUAUACAUGGAAAACAAUAACGUGUCUCCUCUCGCAUAUAACUUUGGUUUCAAUGGUGGUGUCUUAUUGUGUUCUAGGCGCUUUCACGUUCGAAGCUUUGGAAGUGCACCACGAAAAAGAUAUAAAGCGCAACAUUAGCAAACUUCGCUACAACGUAACCUCCCACUUAUGGAAUCUAACAACUUCAUUAGAUGUCCUCCGGGAAGAUAAAUUUAAGUUGGGUGCUGAAACUUAUCUGAAGGAAUUUGAAGGUGCCAUCCUUAAAGCCAUGACUAAGGACGGUUGGGAUGGCGAGGAAGACCCCAAUAUUGUCCAAUGGACCAGCACUGGAGCUUUAUUCUAUUCCAUCAUUGUCAUCACCACGAUAGGUUAUGGCCACAUUUCCCCCAAAACCCAGUGGGGGAAAAUCGUCACAAUAUUCUACGCAAUUCUGGGAAUCCCCCUUAUGCUCUUGUGCCUUUCCAACAUCGGUGACAUCAUGGCCACAUCUUUCCGGUUUUUAUACUGGAGAGUUUGUUGUUAUUUCUGCACCAAAAGACCCAAAAGAAAACGCUCAAAACGUGGAAGUACUCGAAGCAGUGCUCGGAUGACUCCAGAGGGGCGCUUUUCACGUUCGAGGAAUCCUUCAUUUCGAAGGUCAGUACGAACAUCAACGAAAUCGGCCGAUAGUGGCUUCGGGAGAUCCGAAAUUGGUCACUACUCACAUUCGGAUACUGAAUUGAGGUACCAUGAGGAUUCUCGCGACCAGCACACUUCCCGUGGAUCCAGCCUCCCCCGUAUGCGCCCCUCCCAAAUCUCCCGGUUUUCCGACAGCAGUGUUCCCCAAAACCGGCGAAAGUCCUCCCAAACACGCAAAAGCGGGUCACUGGACCGACGCAAAGACCAUGACAUGAUUGAAAUGGAUCCCAUAAUCCUGGCAAAAACCCCCAUACUAUGCAACAAAUACGUGGUAGACAAAAACGAGAUCACCUCCAAUAACAUCCCUGGGAUUACGAUGCGCGAAUUGGAGGGACAAGGAGCCAAAUCUCUGUCCCGCAAUCCCCAGUACUUGGAACUACCACGUGCAUCAUCCCCGGGUUCCUCCUCACAAGGUUCCCGGCGAAGCCCAAGACCUAGGAGAAAAAAGUCCCCAGUGCGGCACAAUCCCAGUCCCAAAAUGAUGACUCCUUUGGGAUACGGACACAGGAGUAAAUACCUCGAUGAUCCCGACUCCGAGGAGGAGUUCUACGAGGAUGAGGACGAUUACUACGAGAUUGUGAGGACGAGGAUUCGGCCGGUGCCCAUCUGGUUGUGUGUUUUCCUCGUUGUUAGUUAUAUUGUAGCAGGAGCGUUUUUGUUCAAGUCUUGGGAGAAUUGGGAAUUGCUGGAUGCGGCCUACUUCUGUUUUAUUACUUUGACCACGAUUGGGUUUGGGGACUUGGUGCCGGCGAAAGGGGUCACUCAUGAUACUCUCGGCGAUGGGAUUAUUGACGAUGUUGAUGUGAAUCGAGCGACGAUUAGUAUUGCGUUGUGUUCGUUGUAUUUAUUGUUUGGGAUUGCACUCCUGGCGAUGAGCUUUAAUCUGGUGCAGGAGGAGGUCAUAGCAAAGGUGAAGCGAGUUGCGAAGACUUUGGGGAUUAUAAAAAAGGACGAGGAGGAUUCAGAGGAUGAAGUUUGAGUUUACUAAUGAUAAAACAAUUUGUCUUUUUUAGUCUUUAAUAAUAAUUAUUACGUCUGUAAAAAAUAUGUACUCUUUUAUUCUUUAAGAAAUAAACGACUUACGUUA
Tribolium madens (black flour beetle) is the source of this 1900-nucleotide messenger RNA. RefSeq lists its product as uncharacterized. The coding region runs from base 62 to 1792 and encodes 576 amino acids. The record is from RefSeq and is a predicted model, not a curated record. Gene Ontology annotation, cellular component: membrane. Gene Ontology annotation, biological process: potassium ion transmembrane transport; stabilization of membrane potential. Lineage: Eukaryota; Metazoa; Arthropoda; Insecta; Coleoptera; Tenebrionidae. Gene Ontology annotation, molecular function: potassium ion leak channel activity. The transcript has 5 exons.